AUAGCAACAAAAAUGUUUAUCUUCAUUCCAUGAGGUUAGGAGUUUGAUUAUUCGCUUAUAUUUUUCGAAAUAUCUGGCUUAGAAUGGAAGAAUUAGAAACCCCUCAAAUUAUUACGCAUAUAGAACAUAAUAUUAACCAUUCCAUAUUCGAUACUAAAUGGAUUCCAUGUUCGGCAAAGUUUGUUGUUAUCGGCUCUUUGCCCAAAGGUACAGGCACCUUAGAAGUUUUUGAAAUUACUUCUGGUGAGAUACGUAAAAUAAAAGAAAUAGAGAGGCCGAAUUCUUUUAAAUGUGGAACGUUUGGCGCCAGCAGUGAUGUGGAGAGGAGAUUAGCAACUGGUGAUUUUAAAGGCACUCUAGAAAUAUGGGACUUAGAAAAAAGUUGUCAAGUAUACAUAACAAAGGAACAUACAGAUAUAAUUAAUUCUAUAGAUGGAUUGGGAGGCAAUAUUGUAAAUUGUGGUGCACCAGAAAUAGUAACUGGGAGUCGAGAUGGCACAGUUAAAGUAUGGGAUCCGCGCCAAAGAGGGAAGCCUGUUGCCAACAUGCAGCCUAUGAAGGGCGAAACAAAACGCGAUUGUUGGGCAGUCACUUUUGGAAACUCUUUCAAUGAUGCUGAAAGAAUUGUAGUGGCUGGUUAUGAUAAUGGAGACCUCAAAAUGUUUGAUUUGCGCACCAUGUCACUUAGAUGGGAAUGCAAUUUGAAAAAUGGAGUAUGCAGCACUGAAUUCGAUCGCAAGGAUAUUCCGAUGAAUAAAUUAGUUGCCACAACUUUAGAAGGAAAGUUUCAUGUUUUUGAUGUGAGAACACAGAAUCCUACCAAAGGAUUUGCUCAAGUACUCGAUAACUCAAGCAAAAGUGGGACCAUUUGGGUAGCACGUCACGUUCCUCAGAACAGGGACAUAUUCUUGACUUGCGCUGGCAAUGGUCAAGUUUCUUUGUGGAAAUACGAGUAUCCCGAACACCGCUAUCAGGUUGACCACCAAGGAGUGUCUAGUGGAGUUCCAGGCAAGCUGCGGCGUCUGCAGCGCAUGGUGAUCAGCACUCAGCCAAUCAACGCACUGGACUGGAACCGCGACCAUCUUGGUCUAGCCGUGGCUACCGCCUACGAUCAAUACGUCAGAAUUCUAGUCACUACUAAACUUAACUUGCAAUAGUUUAGUUUUUGCUGAGUUGCUUUCAAGUGCAUAUACAUCUACAUCACGGUAAUGUUAGGAAAACAUCAUGUUUGGAUGAUACAAUAAGACGUUUUCUGUUUGAACUGUGCACAUGUCAAAGUAACAUUCUUGGUAUUCAUUUAAGAAUUUGUUUGUCCAAUGGCCUUACAGUACGUAUUUUUAAAUGUUACUUAAAAAAUAUAUUUAUUAUUUCUAAGUAA
Trichoplusia ni (cabbage looper) is the source of this 1378-nucleotide messenger RNA. It is a transcript of the gene Wdr92, whose product is annotated as WD repeat-containing protein 92. The coding region runs from base 84 to 1157 and encodes 357 amino acids. Gene Ontology annotation, molecular function: ubiquitin binding. The record is from RefSeq and is a predicted model, not a curated record. Lineage: Eukaryota; Metazoa; Arthropoda; Insecta; Lepidoptera; Noctuidae. The transcript has 6 exons.